AUGGCAAUGCAAAGUCCACUCGACUUCUCGGUUGAUCAGAAAUCCAAGAAUCUACAUCUUGACUAUGUCGACUCGAUCAACGAUGCCAAUGAAAAAGACCAGGCAGAUUACUCUGGGGCGACGGCCAAAACGGACCCCGCGGAAAUUCGUCUCGUUCGCAAACUAGACAUGAGAAUCAUGCCUAUCAUGUGGGCGAUGUACUUCUUGAAUUAUAUUGAUCGCAACGCUAUUGCCAAUGCGCGCUUGAAUGGCCUGGAAGAGGAUCUUGGGCUGGUCGGGACACAAUACAACACUUGCAUCUCCAUAUUGUUCGUCGGCUAUCUCUUGAUGCAGAUUCCCUCCAAUAUGCUCAUGUCAUCGAAAAAGGUGCGGCCGUCUUUGUACAUGAGCGUGUGCAUGGGUUGCUGGGCGGUCGUGUCUGCGUGUACCGCCUUGACCAAAAACUACGUCGGUUUGGUUGCCGUGCGAUUCUUCCUGGGAAUCACCGAGGCACCAUUUUACCCCGGCGCUCUAUUUCUCCUGUCACUGUUCUACACGCGAAAGGAGAUUGCGCUUCGAAUUUCUAUCCUCUACUCUGGAAACAUCAUUGCUACCGCUGUGGCCGGUCUAAUCGCCGCUGCUACCUUUGCGACUCUGGACCACAAGCAUGGCCUCAAAGGCUGGCAAUGGCUCUUCAUCAUCGAAGGCGCCGUCACGUUUGGAGUCGCUGGCCUUGGGGUCUUCAUGCUUCCCGAUCAUCCUCUGACUACCCGAUGGCUCACACCGGAAGAGCGACAGCUAGCUCACGAUCGCAUCGCACGAGACACCGUCGACAGUGAAGAAUCCAAAGGUGUUCUGGCAGGCUUGAAUCAAGCUAUUCGUGACCCACGUCUGUUCCUCUUGGCCUUCAUGCAAAACAUGCAUCUCAGCGCAUGCGGAUUCAACAAUUUCUUCCCCACGGUGGUUGGGAGCCUUGGGUUCGGCGACAUCAUAACUUUGGUACUCACCUGCCCUCCAUACAUCGUAUCCGGGAUCUGCUGCGUCGUCGUUGGAAUUACUUCUGGUCGAUAUAAUGAGCGUACCUGGCAUAUCACCUUCUCCAUGGGAAUGGCGGUGGUGGGAUACAUCAUCUCUUGCGUCACUUUGAACAAGGGAGGAAGAUACCUCUCCUGCUUCCUCUUCGCCAGCGGUGCAUACGCCGUGAACUCGGUGAUUUUGGGAUGGGUUUCUGCGACACUGGGUCAGACUCCCGAGAAGAAGGCCGCGUCUCUAUCCUUCAUCAACGUUGUUGCAAAUGCUUCAUAUAUCUAUACGGCUUAUCUCUACCCCAAAACCGACGGUCCGCGCUACUUGACUGCAAUGGCAUCAAAUACCGCAUUUGGAGUCGCAACCAUAGCCAGCACUUGGGUGUUGAGAUGGUGGCUACAGAGUACAAAUCGCAAGAUUCGCGCGGGAAGCAUACCAGGUGCAGAUACUGAGGUCCUAUACGCAUACUGA
Messenger RNA from Penicillium argentinense, 1476 nucleotides. RefSeq lists its product as uncharacterized. Lineage: Eukaryota; Fungi; Ascomycota; Eurotiomycetes; Eurotiales; Aspergillaceae. The transcript is spliced from 3 exons. Gene Ontology annotation, biological process: transmembrane transport. Gene Ontology annotation, cellular component: membrane. The record is from RefSeq and is a predicted model, not a curated record. Bases 1 to 1476 code for a protein of 491 amino acids. Gene Ontology annotation, molecular function: transmembrane transporter activity.